Messenger RNA from Pan troglodytes (chimpanzee), 3850 nucleotides. It is a transcript of the gene SLC28A3, whose product is annotated as solute carrier family 28 member 3. The coding region runs from base 132 to 2207 and encodes 691 amino acids. Gene Ontology annotation, biological process: pyrimidine nucleoside transport; purine nucleoside transmembrane transport. The record is from RefSeq and is a predicted model, not a curated record. Gene Ontology annotation, molecular function: purine-specific nucleoside:sodium symporter activity; pyrimidine- and adenosine-specific:sodium symporter activity. Lineage: Eukaryota; Metazoa; Chordata; Mammalia; Primates; Hominidae. Gene Ontology annotation, cellular component: plasma membrane. The transcript has 18 exons.
GUUUCCAGACUGAAGCAAGCCGUGCCCAGGUCCCUGUAACAGCAGGUGGCUUUCUGACAUCAGCAGAGACUGGUGCUUUUUCCCAGGUACAAAGGACCUCCAGACCAGAGCCAGCCAGCAGCAAAAAGAGCAUGGAGCUGAGGAGUACAGCAGCCCCCAGAGCUGAGGGCUACAGCAACGUGGGCUUCCAGAAUGAAGAAAACUUUCUUGAGAACGAGAACACAUCAGGAAACAACUCAAUAAGAAGCAGAGCUGUGCAAAGCAGGGAGCACACAAACACCAAACAGGAUGAAGAACAGAUCACAGUUGAGCAGGAUUCUCCAAGAAACAGAGAACACAUGGAGGAUGAUGAUGAGGAGAUGCAACAAAAAGGGUGUUUGGAAAGGAGGUAUGACACGGUAUGUGGUUUCUGUAGGAAACACAAAACAACUCUUCGGCACAUCAUCUGGGGCAUUUUAUUAGCAGGUUAUCUGGUUAUGGUGAUUUCGGCCUGUGUGCUGAACUUUCACAGAGCCCUUCCUCUUUUUGUGAUCACCGUGGCUGCCAUCUUCUUUGUUGUCUGGGAUCACCUGAUGGCCAAAUACGAACAUCGAAUUGAUGAGAUGCUGUCUCCUGGCAGAAGGCUUCUAAACAGCCAUUGGUUCUGGCUGAAGUGGGUGAUCUGGAGCUCCCUGGUCCUAGCAGUUAUUUUCUGGUUGGCCUUUGACACUGCCAAAUUGGGUCAACAGCAGCUGGUGUCCUUCGGUGGGCUCAUAAUGUACAUUGUCCUGUUAUUUCUAUUUUCCAAGUACCCAACCAGAGUUUACUGGAGACCUGUCUUAUGGGGAAUCGGGCUACAGUUUCUUCUUGGGCUCUUGAUUCUAAGGACUGACCCUGGAUUUAUAGCUUUUGAUUGGUUGGGCAGACAAGUUCAGACUUUUCUGGAGUACACAGAUGCUGGUGCUUCAUUUGUCUUUGGUGAGAAAUACAAAGACCACUUCUUUGCAUUUAAGGUCCUGCCGAUCGUGGUUUUCUUCAGCACUGUGAUGUCCAUGCUGUACCACCUGGGACUGAUGCAGUGGAUUAUUAGAAAGGUUGGAUGGAUCAUGCUAGUUACUACGGGAUCAUCUCCUAUUGAAUCUGUAGUUGCUUCUGGCAAUAUAUUUGUUGGACAAACGGAGUCUCCACUGCUGGUCCGACCAUAUUUACCUUACAUCACCAAGUCUGAACUCCACGCCAUCAUGACUGCCGGGUUCUCUACCAUUGCUGGAAGCGUCCUAGGUGCAUACAUUUCUUUUGGGGUUCCAUCCUCCCACUUGUUAACAGCGUCAGUUAUGUCAGCACCUGCGUCAUUGGCUGCUGCUAAACUCUUUUGGCCUGAGACAGAAAAACCUAAAAUAACCCUCAAGAAUGCCAUGAAAAUGGAAAGUGGUGAUUCAGGGAAUCUUCUAGAAGCUGCAACACAGGGAGCAUCCUCCUCCAUCUCCCUGGUGGCCAACAUCGCUGUGAAUCUGAUUGCCUUCCUGGCCCUGCUGUCUUUUAUGAAUUCAGCCCUGUCCUGGUUUGGAAACAUGUUUGACUACCCACAGCUGAGUUUUGAGCUAAUCUGCUCCUACAUCUUCAUGCCCUUUUCCUUCAUGAUGGGAAUGGAAUGGCAGGACAGCUUUAUGGUUGCCAGACUCAUAGGUUAUAAGACCUUCUUCAAUGAAUUUGUGGCUUAUGAGCACCUCUCAAAAUGGAUCCACUUGAGGAAAGAAGGUGGACCCAAAUUUGUAAACGGUGUGCAGCAAUAUAUAUCAAUUCGUUCUGAGAUAAUCGCCACUUACGCUCUCUGUGGUUUUGCCAAUAUCGGGUCCCUAGGAAUCGUGAUCGGCGGACUCACAUCCAUGGCUCCUUCCAGAAAGCGUGAUAUCGCCUCGGGGGCAGUGAGAGCUCUGAUUGCGGGGACCGUGGCCUGCUUCAUGACAGCCUGCAUCGCAGGCAUACUCUCCAGCACGCCUGUGGACAUCAACUGCCAUCUUGUUUUAGAGAAUGCCUUCAACUCCACUUUCCCUGGAAACACAACCAAGGUGAUAGCUUGUUGCCAAAGUCUGUUGAGCAGCACUGUUGCCAGGGGUCCUGGUGAAGUCAUCCCAGGAGGAAACCACAGUCUGUAUUCUUUGAAGGGCUGCUGCACAUUGUUGAAUCCAUCGACCUUUAACUGCAAUGGGAUCCCUAAUACAUUUUGAGGUCAGCCACUUCUCCAGUGGAACUCUGAAGUACAGAUGCUGAAUUUUCUGCUUUGGAAAGAAAAAAAAACAAAGCUAUUGUCCACAGAUUGAUGCUUCCAUAAUGGAAUCAGCUUUAAUUGCAAGGAAUGAAGAAAAACAAGAGUGGACCUUCAAAGCUACAACAUUUUCCUCCUCCCCUCCCUCCCCACCAGCCCCUUCCCCACCAAGAACUGCUAUGAUGUCCCAAAGUGAGGUGUUGUUGAUUCCAGUCUCAAUGGGAUUUUCUGACUUUAAUGUUUGCAAGGCAUUUCACCCGAAUACAGCUAUAAAUGGCAGCUCCCAACAACUGGGCUCUGACUCACCCACACCCACUUAGUGUCCACUAAGUAGUCCAGGGUGACUCAGUUUAAGCACAUCUCAGGUGAGGUCACUCUGCAUAUACCUUGGCUUACCUGAAAUAGCCUGAACUUGAAUCUCACAUAAGGGAAAACUAGUCAUCAAUCACCAACUAACUCAUUGACUACCCUCAGGAAGUCCUGCAGAAAUCAAGAGUCCUUGAGGAGAACAUGUGGACCAUACCAAAACCAGGGUUUAAAUCCAUUCUGCUUAAGAGUUCUAUCAUCAGUCAGUUUAACCAUAAAUUACACUACAGAAACAAACAACCCAAAAACCUCAGUGGCUUACAGAUUUAUUUUUCACUCACAUGUUUGUAAUGAUCCAUCUUGGUUGUAAUCCAUAUUGCUUCAGGACCCAGUCUAAAGGAGCAGCCUCUUAGGGGGGCUUGUUGGUCUUAAGAGGGAAAAGAAAGGUGGGAACCACAUGAUGGCUCUUUCAUCUUCCGCUAGGAAAUGAUACCCUUUACUUCCAUGACAUUCCAUUAGCCAAAACAAGUCCUGUGACAGGCACGAUGUCAGUCACCACAGUUAAAUUAUCCUGUCAUAGGGAGGGAUAGUGAAUAUUUUGCAGAAGUAAUAUGAUACACCAUAAGGGUAUAUAAUAUCCAUGUCUCCCUUCAAGGAGCCAUCCUGUUGUAGGCCAUAACGGUAGGCCUAUUCAUCUGCACAUUUGGUAAUGUAUUCCUGGUGACAAAGCAGCUACUCUUCAAUCAAAAGCCGUGUAAGAAGCAGUUGAGGAAAAAAAGUCCUGGUUGAGCUCUGAAAACCUUGCGUUGAUAAUUUCAUUGACCAGGAUGGCAUCAGUAUCAAACUUGAAGAAUGGGUGUCAGUGUCUAAGAAAAAGAUUCCAGAGACAAUGGUGGUGUGCUCUUUAACGAAAUGCCCAUCACCACUGCUCUUAAUAGCAUGAAGACCACAUGCUGUGAGAAAACACAAACAUCAAUUACCAAGUCAAGAAACAGACACUGAAUGUGAAAAAGGUUUUGAAAUACCUUAAGUAAUUUAUUUUAUUUCUAUUUUUCCUUCUGUUUGUGUACAAGAGUAAUUUAAAAGAAAAAUCUAUGUGAAAAUAGUUGGGAUUUUUUGUGUGUUUUGUUUUUUGUGGUGGUGAAGGAGGAGGCCUAAUGUCCAGAGGACUGUUUAUCCCUGAAGUAUGAUAUACUAAAAUAUUUCUCAUUAUUUGUAUCAAUUUUCCUUGGAGCUCAAUGUGCCCUUGCAGUCUUCAGACUUUAUUUUAGGAAAAUAUAUUUGCAUGUUUUCCCCCCA